Molecule: messenger RNA, 1527 nt
Organism: Carassius auratus (goldfish)
Lineage: Eukaryota; Metazoa; Chordata; Actinopteri; Cypriniformes; Cyprinidae
Product: melanocortin-2 receptor accessory protein 2B-like
Exons: 3
Coding region: 676-1278 (200 amino acids)
Biological process (GO): regulation of adenylate cyclase-activating G protein-coupled receptor signaling pathway; protein localization to plasma membrane
Cellular component (GO): endoplasmic reticulum; plasma membrane
Molecular function (GO): signaling receptor regulator activity; type 1 melanocortin receptor binding; type 5 melanocortin receptor binding
Source: RefSeq, a predicted model, not a curated record
CUGAUGAUAAAUGAGAUGACUCCCCAUUUAAGUAAACAAAAUGGUAGCGAUCGGACAGGUAGGAUCUAAACCAUCCUAGAGCUCACAUGGUUUGGUGGUUGUUAUGUUGUUAUGGGUCGAGUGAUACCUUGUGAAAUAUGUUGAAUUUCUCUCAUGUUCCUUCGACGCGAGGCUUGUUUCAUCAGAUUGGCAAUCUUGAUAAUGAGACUUACAAAGUCAGAAAAUGAUAAAUUCUCACCUUUACAAAUCAUCUCUGCCUGUAGAUCAAUGUUGAGACAUGAACAUGAUGACAUAUUCAGUGGCUUUACGGUUACCUUGUGACAUUUGAAGAAUCUGGGUGGAUGUAUCCUCGCCCCCUGCGGGAUAUUUAAACACUUCUUGCAGUUGUUGAAUGAAAUAAUCAAAAGAUCUUCUAAAUCACAACUUUUCUGAUCAUCAGGUUCACAUAAAAAUCAACUUUUUACUGCUAAUAUUGUUCUCUCUCUCUCUCUCUCCCUCUCUCUCUCUCUCUCUCUCUGAAGGUGGGCGUUUGUGAUUUCAUGAAUUACGUGCUGUAUGAACAGAAAGAGAGAGACAAAGCGAGCACAUUCAUUCUGAUGUCUCUGUGUGAUUCCUUCGGUGUGAUCGUCUCACUGGUCAGGAUGUGUUCUGACUCCUGAAAUACUCCACAGAAACAUGACUGAAUAUUCAAACCGCAGUCAGUCCGGCGGAGAAUAUGAAUGGCAUUAUGAAUAUUAUGAUGACGAGGAGCCUGUGUCCUUCGAGGGCCUGAGAGCAAACAGAUACUCCAUAGUGAUUGGCUUCUGGGUCGGACUGGCCGUGUUCGUCAUCUUUAUGUUCUUUGUUUUGACGCUGCUGACAAAAACAGGAGCUCCGCAUCCAGAGAUCCCUGAUCCCGGUGAAAAGCAUCAUGGUCUAGCUGACUGUGUGCUGGAGCUCGGCAGCUCUCAGCUGUUUUCUCUCCCGCCGCUGACGGACGAAUCACGUUCCCUCUUUCACUUCUACAUCCACGAGGAGGCCGUCAGAGACACCGUGAUUGGCCGAGGGAGGCAUUGUGGGCGGGCCUCCAGGCUCCACCUCCAGGGGGCGGCAGAGGACGAGAGAGGAGAUGAAGACGAGCACUUCCUGUCCGACUUCCACAUUCCGAACUUCGUGAACUCUGAACAGAACUACAGCGAUGGCAAUGAUGACUUGGUGCCGUGUGAGCUGUCAAUCACCGCAGACAGCCAAUCAGCUGUGCUGAAGAGCUCAGAGUCCUAUGACGUCAUCAGACGCUAGCACACAGGCUCGUGUUACACAUGGACAGCGACCAUAGACUGUAUUAAAAUAUGGACGUAGUGUCCGGGACAUCACCCAUAGGUUUCCAAAGAGUGUUUUUGAAGCCAAAAGUAGGCGGAGCCAGCUGUCACCAUCUUGUUUGUCAGCGCAUCACCGCAGGUCACUCCCGGAUAAUUGAAAAUGGGCAAAAAGGCGGGAUCUGGUUGAUGAAACCACGCCCACCUAGCACGACAGCAUUGUCAGCAGCUG